AUGACUUGCUUUUCAGCACAGCAUUGUUCAAAAUGAAGACCAUGUUGUCCUAUUUUUUAUUAAUUUCAAUUCCUGUAUUGAUAUCCUCUGAUUUCAUCAUAAGAGAAGUAGACCAUCAUAAGAAGAGGAGCAUAGUGGACCCCAGAACACAUCGGAGGGAGCUUGAAAUCUACAGCAUGAAGAUCGAUUCCAAAGUAACCUCACGGUUUGCUCACAAUGUGAUAAUUAGCCGGGUGGUAAAUCGAGCUGAUGCGUCCAGGGAGGCCUUCUUCGAGAUAGACCUACCCUCGACAGCCUUUAUCACCAACUUCAGCAUGACUCUGGAUGGAGUAACGUACGUGGGAGCUGUGAAGAAGAAAGAAGAGGCUGAGGAGCAGUACCAGCGUGCAGUUUCACAGGGACAGACAGCAGGGAUCGUAAAGAAAUCAGGAAGAAAAACAGAAAGGUUUGAAGUGUCAGUAAAUAUUGGACCAACCAAAAAAGUCACAUUUGAACUGAUUUAUGAAGAAUUAUUGAAACGUAACCUGGGAAAAUAUGAAAUGAACAUCCAAGUGAAACCCAAGCAGCUUGUUAAUCACUUCCAGAUUGAUAUACAUAUUUUUGAACCACAAGGCAUUUCCUUUGUGGAUGUUGAUUCCAAUUUCCUAAUAAAUAAUCUGACUUCUCUCGUGGAGAAGACUGUGAGAGGAACAAAGGCACACGUCUCCUUCAAACCAACACUUGAGCAACAGCGCAAGUGCCCUGAUUGUCAGGACACGGUUCUGGAUGGAAACUUGAUCAUACGUUAUGACGUCAAUAGAGAUCUGUCUGCCGGCAGCAUUCAGAUUGUUAAUGGAUAUUUUGUACACCAUUUUGCUCCUGCUGAAUUAACCAGGAUUCCAAAGAAUGUUGUAUUUGUGAUAGACCACAGUGGAUCCAUGUCAGGAACUAAAAUGCAACAGACAAAUGAAGCACUUCUAAAGAUACUGGAUGACAUGGCUGAAAUAGAUCAUUUUGCCAUUAUUAUAUUUGAUCAUUCUUAUGAAACAUGGAGGAAUUCCCUGUUUCAAGCAAGUCAAGAAAAUGUGGCCGCAGCAAAAAUGUACGUGCAAACAAUUAUGGCCCAUGGAGGAACAAACAUAAAUGAUCCCAUGCUGGAGGCAGUCAGACUUCUGGACAGGGCUCAUCAGAAAAAGCAGCUGCCUGAGAGAAGCGUCUCCAUGAUUAUUUUGUUAACUGAUGGGGAUCCAAAUACUGGGGAAUCAAAUCCCACAAGAAUCCAGAAAAAUGUUAAAAAUGUUGUAAAAGGGAGGUACAAUGUGUAUGCACUUGGCUUUGGUUAUGAUGUUAAAUUCAGCUUUCUGGAGAAAUUGGCUCUGGGUAAUAAUGGAAUAGCACGGCGGAUUUAUGAGGAUUCAGAUGCUACCUUACAGCUCCAGGGUUUUUAUGAUGAAGUGGCAAACCCCUUACUUCUGGAUAUUGAAUUGCAAUACCCAGGGAAUGCUAUUUCAGAAUUAACUCAAACUAGUUUCAGACAGUAUUACAAUGGGUCUGAAAUUGUUGUGUGUGGCAGGAUUUCAGACAGUUCCCUGGAAACACUCACAACAGACAUUGUGGCUCAGACCGGCAAUGAAAAACUGACUUUAAAAGCUGGCGUGAAUAUCUCGGAGGCUGAGAAUAUUAUUCAACAACAGCAAUACAUUUUUGGUGACUUUACUGAGCGUCUAUGGGCUUACCUGACCAUACAGCAACUCCUAGACCAGCGGAUUUCUUCAAGUAAAGGCAAAUCAAAGAAGCUAACAGAGAGAAUCCUGGAACUUUCACUGAAGUACAGUUUUGUUACACCACUAACAUCAAUGCUUGUCACAAAACCGGAGGAUUCAGGGAAUGAAACACUUGUGGUUGACAAACCAUCAGAUAGUGAAGUGAUCCAGCCAGAAAGACAACUCAUGACCAGAAGAGGAAAAGCAAGUAAAUUCCAAGCUAGAAGUUCAACUAUAGUUCAUCCACCAAGUCUAGCCAAGAGUUCCAGGCUCUCGCAUCCAAGAGGAUUUUACCCUGGAUCUAGAGCUUUUGGUCCUGCAUUUUUUCCUGUUGAUCUCCAUGAACCGCCAACAGCCGAUGUUGAUUACGAUGAACCGCCAAUAUUCCAUGUUGAUCUCGAUGAACCGCCAAUAGCCGAUGUUCGUGUCACUGAAUCGCCAAUAAUCACUGAAGCACCCAUUUUUAUACAAGUUGAAAUCAGUCCUACAAUGGUUGACAGUGAGCUUCAUUUCAUCACAACAGUCAAUAAUCAUAAAGAUGCUGUUUGUUUCAACAUUGAUGGGAAACCAGGUGCUAUCCUAAAUCUGCUCGCUGAUCCAUAUACAGGGUUCAUGGUAAACGGCCAGCUGAUAGGAGAAAAGACAAUAGAAAAGAACAAGAAAAUAAACACAUAUUUUGGAAAGUUUGGACUAGUGAACAACAAGACAGAUCUAAAAGUUGAAGUAUCGACUCAAGAGAUUACAGUCUUACAUGGAGAAGGCAAGAUGAUUUUCCCAUGGUCGACAACAGCAUCUUUUAUAAGUCAGAGCUUCUCAAUCUCAGUUGCGGAAGAAAGAAGUCUUACAUUGUCAAUGGGAGAGAAUGUAACAUUUGUUAUUUCACUGCAUCGUGGCCGGAAACACCUUCCUCGACAGAGAGACGUUCUGCAAUUUUAUACACUUGGCAGCCACAGUCUCUCAGAUAUGACCCAUGGAUUACUUGGACAAUUUUACCAUGACGUGAAUGCUGAGAUCAAUAAUAUUCGCCCUGGCUUAGAACAAGGCAAAUCUGAUGCAACAAUGAUUGUAAAGGGUCACAAUCUCAGAGUCACAAGGGGGUACCAGAAGGAUUACAGAUUUGAUACAAGAGGAGGUAACAAUAUUUCGUGCUGGUUUGUUCACGACAACGGAAAAGGAUUUAUUGAUGGAACUCCUGAUGACUACAUUGUCUCUUCAUUAUUUGGACCGCUUUAUCCAUUACCUGAGACAAAAUGGUGAAAAUCAAUUCCUUUAAUAUCUGUGGCAAUGACUUUAAUGUUUAAUUAUUUUCUAUGUAUUAGUAUAUAGAGAUUAAAAACUUAUUUGUAUGUUAUUAUCAAAAGAAUUUUUUUCCUAAAUCAGAUUUACAUUAUGCAAAGAUUAAAAAUGAGCACCAAAGUUAAUUCAGUGAAUAAAAAUAAAUAAUUCUGGUGUCAGUUUCAUCUACAGAAGCAACAGUACCUUCCAAUAGUAAUACCAGAAGUAUUAUAGGUUACCUUCCAGGACCAGCUAAGGAAAGACGAAUUCUGACAAGUUUCCUGGUUUCACCAAGAAUGUCAGAAUGAUUUUAAUCUAGUGAUACCUGAGACACUGAGGAUGGCAGAUGCCAGGAAGAAGAGUUCCAGUGCUGAUAACAACUGUCGGGCAAAGUGGUCCAGAUUAGAUAAUGUGCUGUACAUUGUCAUGAAGAAAGAACAGUCUCAAGGGAGAAGUGAUAUUGACUGUUGCUGUAACAUGAAUCUAAAUUUGUCAUGAUGAAGUGUCUAAAAGAGUUGGUUUGUAAUGUACCAACAGAAGAUAGACCCAAUGACAUUUAUGAGAGUUGAUUGAACUUAAUUGAUGAUGGUUUUUAGUGUUCAACUAGGGUCCUCUAUGGAAAACUGAAUGAAGUGCUUGAUUUAUGUAUCUUCUGUAGAGUCAUAGAGCUUUACAGCACAGAUACAGCCUCUUCAGUCCAACAAGACCAUGCUAACUACUGUGCCCACACUGCUAGUACCAAAUUCCUGUAUACACCCCAUAAACCUCGGAGCUCCACCCCACCUAACCAAGAGCUUCUUAAGUGAUUACUUUGUACCUUCAAGCACUUCCUUUAACCACUCAUUGCAUGUACUCAUCACUCUCUGUGUGAAAAAGUUUCCCCUCAGUUCCCUUUAAAACCUUUCAUCUCUCACCAUAAAUCUAUGCCCUCUAUUUUUAGCUUCCCCUGCCUGGGUAAAGGACUGUUACUGUCAAGAUUAUUGAUGCCUCUCAUACUUUUAAACAUUUCCAUAAGAUUACCUCUCUUUCUCCUAUGUUCCAUGGAAUAAAGACCUAGGUUGGCCAACCUCUACCUAUAACUCAGACCCUCAAGCAUGAUAACAUCCUCUGCAUGCUUUCCAGUUUAACCACACCUUUCCUGUAGCAGUGUGACCAAAACUAUAAACAGCACUCCAACUGUGUCCGCAUCAGUGAUUUAUUCAACUGCAAUGUAAUAUCCCUGACUGAUAGUAAACACACUUUUCACCACCCUGUCUACCUGUGAUGCUGCUUUCAAUGAACUAUGCACUUCUAGCCCCAAGUCCCAAUAUUUUAUUACAGUACCUAGUGCCCAAUCAUUCAUAGCACAAGUCCUACGCUGGUGUGACUUUCCAGAAUUCAUUACCUCAUCUGUAUUGAAAUCCAUUUGCCACUCUUCGACUUCCCUAAGACCCUCUUAUUCGAUAAUAAAUUUCUUAACUAUCAACAGCACCUCUUAAUUUCAUGUCAUCUGCUGCAAAACCCGAUCCAUUCACAACCAGAUCAUUUAUAUAAAUAACGAGUGGUGGAUUAGUAAUGUGCCACAGGGUUCCAAAACCAGUCCCUGUGGCACACCACUGGUCACUGACUUCUGUUCCAAAAAACAGACUUCAACUACCACCCUCUACUUCCCACCUCUCAGUCAAUUUUAAAUCCACCUACUUAGCUCUCUCUGGAUUCCACAGCACCCAAUCUUCCAAACCAGCCUACCACACACAAUAUUGUUGAAGGCCUCGCUAAGGUCAAAAUAGACAACAUCACUGCCCCACCCUUACCCACCAUUUUGCUACAUCUUCAAAAAGCUCUAAAAAGCUCUUCAAGCAUGACUUUCCAUGCGCAAAGCCAUACUGAAUGCUCGCAGUCAUACUCUGUCUAACCUAAUGCUGGUAGACCCUGUCCUUCAGAAUUCCCUCCAGGAACUUCCCAGUACAGAUAUCAGGCUGACUAGCUCGUAGUUCCCUAGCUUGCCCUUGCUAACUUUUUUAAACAAUAAAAUAAUAUUAGCCACUUUCCUGUAUCUGGGAACUUCACAACUAGCUAAUAAUAAAACCAAUAUUUCUGCAACAACCACUACAAUUUCCUCUCUUGCCUCUCACAAAGUCGUACAUGUGCUCUGUCAGGCCCUGGAGAUUCAUCCACCUUAAUUUACUGUAAGGCAUUAAAUACCUCUUCGUUGGUAAUAUGAAUGUCCUCCAAAACAUCUCACUUGUUACCCUAAUCUCUCAAGAAACUCUGAUUAACACUGAGAAUUAUUCAUUAAUCCCACUCAUCUUCUGAAGCUCUAGAAAUAGACAGCCCUGUAGACCUCCAUCCUCCUUUUAACUCUUAAUAUCGCCUAAACAGGAUAUUUAACUUGAUUAUGCUAAUGAAAUUACUAUAAACAUUUUUAAAUAAAGAGUACAAUUACUUGAAAUAUAUUCCAGAUAUUAUGUAUUAAUAUGCAUUUUAUGUACAUAAA
Molecule: messenger RNA, 5493 nt
Organism: Mobula hypostoma (lesser devil ray)
Lineage: Eukaryota; Metazoa; Chordata; Chondrichthyes; Myliobatiformes; Myliobatidae
Product: inter-alpha-trypsin inhibitor heavy chain H3-like
Exons: 28
Coding region: 33-2999 (988 amino acids)
Biological process (GO): hyaluronan metabolic process
Molecular function (GO): serine-type endopeptidase inhibitor activity
Source: RefSeq, a predicted model, not a curated record